CAGAUACUACCCUUCCUUACCUUGCUUAACCUUACUCCACCAACCCACCUGCAUGCAUUCAACUAAAUAAAUCAUUUACAUAUAAAACCAUCUCACACUUCUUAACUGCAAAGAAAUUUUGAGAAAAAGAUAUUCAAAGUGGCGCAUAUCAAGAAGAUUGUUUUUUUCAGUAUCCCUUUAUUCUUAUCCUUUGUCGCUCUGCUUAUUACCUUGCGAAAAGGUCCUGGGACGUGGAAUAUAGCGGGUCUUGAUCUUGGAUUUGGUGAAGAGGGUAGAGCGGGAAAGGAAUUUAUUACUGAGGAUUAUAAGGACGUGGGCGUCGGAGACAAUAUGGGUGGUGGUGAUGGGUAUCGCGCUGUGGCGUAUUUUGUUAAUGUAGGUUUGGAUUGGUGUUUCUUUAUCUUUCGGGGGGUUUGUGGGUGAGAGUUUGCCGGGUUAAAGGGGCGGGAUGGUGCUUGAAGUCGGAAAGAUUAUUGAGCUCGGGGAUUUGAAAUUGGGGAUCUGGUUCUAAAUACCAUCUUGAGAGGUGGUGGAACAAUGAUACGGUGCUGUAUAAGUGUACACGAUGAUCUCGUGAUUUCCAUUCACAGCACCACCAUCCGGAAAAACGAGGAUGGCGAGAUGGCGGAAGCUUUAUGAUAAAAAAAUACUGACAGCUAUUUAGUGGGCAAUCUACGGCCGCAAACACUUUCCCCAGGAACUUCCCGCUGAAAAAUUAACUCACAUCCUCUACGCUUUCGCCAAUGUUCGCCCGGAAUCGGGUGAGGUGUACAUGACUGAUGGCUGGGCCGACACCGAUAUUCAUUUCGAAGGAGAUUCCUGGAAUGACGUCGGUACUAAUUUAUAUGGCUGCUUGAAGCAACUCAAUAUCCUCAAAUCUCGAAAUCGCUCCUUGAAGAUUCUGCUAAGUAUUGGUGGCUGGACCUAUUCAUCUAAUUUCGCCCAACCAGCUUCUACAGAGAGUGGAAGAAGAAGGUUUGCCGAGAGCGCGGUGGAUUUGAUUAGGAACUUGGGAUUUGACGGAAUUGAUAUCGAUUGGGAAUAUCCUAAAAAUACCGAUGAGGCACGGGAUUACGUUCUUCUCUUGAGGGAAUGUAGGGAAGCCAUGGAUCGCUAUUCCAGCACUCUACCUAACUUUCACCACUUCGAACUCACGGUAGCUUGUCCCGCCGGCCCUCAAAAUUACAACAACAUGGAUGUUCGUGGCAUGAACGAAUAUCUGGAUUUCUGGAAUCUAAUGGCUUACGACUAUGCGGGAUCAUGGGAUAGCGUUGCAGGACACCAGGCAAAUCUACACCCGAGUGAAAGUAAUCCAGAUUCCACGCCAUUUAAUACCGAACAUGCGGUAAGAGCUUAUGAAGCGAGAGGUGUACAGGGACAUAAAAUUGUACUUGGGAUGCCGAUUUAUGGAAGGGCGUUUCAGGGGACUGAGGGUUUGGGAAAACCAUUUAAUGGCGUGGGAGAGGGCACUUGGGAAAAUGGUGUGCAUGAUUUUAAGAAGUUGCCACAAGAGGGCGCGAGAGAGAUUGUGAAUGCGGAGACUUGUGCUAGUUAUUGUGAGUUGUUUUGUUUUGUUUUCCCUACCUUUUUCUAUCUUUGUCUUCUUUAUCGGCGUUUAAGAUAAAGGAUUAUGGAUAGAAUGAUAUGUCAAUGAAUCACUGCCAUGAAAUAAGAAGCAGAAGCUAAUAGACGAUAAAAGCAUACAACGAAGACACCAAAACCCUCAUAACCUACGACACGGUCGAAAUCGCUCGUAGAAAGGCUCAUUAUAUCAAGGAAAGAGGUCUCGGUGGCGCCAUGGUAUGUUUUUUCUAUUCUUCUUUUCUUCAUCCCUUCCUUCCCUCACGUCCUCAACCCAUCCCUAUCCAAUAAAUAAUCCAAUAACUAACCCAACCAAAUAGUGGUGGGAAUCAUCAGCCGAUCAUGCCGAGCGUGAAAAAUCUUUAAUCCAUAAUGUGGUUGAUGUCCUAGGAAUCCUAGAGGGAAGUGAUAAUUGUCUUGAGUACCCGGAGAGUAAAUAUGAGAAUUUGAGAAAUGGGUUCUAGGAUUGAGAGACUUAGGGAGGCAGGAAUGGGAUGAGUGAGGUUGUAUGUGAAUUACUUUCUGAUGAAUGGAUGUUUUGUUGCUUGGUUGUAUUUUAACGAUGGAUCAUCGCUGCGUCCAUGAAUCAUGCUCGAAAUUGAGUUGAUGUACUAGAUAUGAAACCUCACUUGUGAUUAUACAAAUCGAGAAGCGCUCGGGCGACUACAAAUAAGGUUAUGUAUGUAAACGACCUUUUGCCGCCCUGUCC
Messenger RNA from Sclerotinia trifoliorum, 2290 nucleotides. The record is from the annotation of a GenBank genome assembly. Lineage: Eukaryota; Fungi; Ascomycota; Leotiomycetes; Helotiales; Sclerotiniaceae.